Molecule: messenger RNA, 3520 nt
Organism: Amphibalanus amphitrite
Lineage: Eukaryota; Metazoa; Arthropoda; Thecostraca; Balanomorpha; Balanidae
Product: transcriptional repressor scratch 2-like
Exons: 2
Coding region: 126-1451 (441 amino acids)
Biological process (GO): regulation of transcription by RNA polymerase II
Molecular function (GO): RNA polymerase II cis-regulatory region sequence-specific DNA binding; DNA-binding transcription factor activity
Source: RefSeq, a predicted model, not a curated record
CUCUCUCUCUCAGCGGGCGGGGCAGGGCAGUGCGGGGCGCGAGGCGGCAAGCGGUGCGAGGGGUAACUGCUCUAUGUCUCGAUGUUCUAUGUUGUUCUCUGAGUGUUGUGCAUCGGUGUGCUGCCAUGCCCAGGUGUUUUAUGGCUAAGACGGGCCAGAGGGGGGAGGCCAAGGGCAGGUCCCCGUCUCCGCUAAAGUGGGCGCCCCUGAGCCCCACAGAGGGUCAGACGGCCCCCAGUCCCCCUCCCGCCCCGCUCAUCACCAGUUCCGGCAAGGUUGCAAUCCUGUACAAUGGGUAUGUGCAGGAGCCGGGCCGGCAGUAUGAGUUUCCACCGCCACGCUCGCUGCCGGUGUGGUCGCCGCUGCUGCCGCUGCGGCCAUCGCCCGUGUACGCCGAGCCGGUGUCGGUGGUACGGCACACCUCCUCCUACCUGUCGGCUCCGCGCACCGAGAGCGUCAUCGUGCCGCCCUCGGAGCGGCCGCCCGAGGACCUGGGCGCCGCGCACGCCAUCCUCGACCUGAGCACGGCGCGCGUGGACCGCCGGCCGCCGCCGCCGCCGCCGCUGCUGCACCACCACCCGGCGUACCCGCCGCCGCUGCCGCUGCCGCCGCCGCCGCACCACCACCGGCCCCGCUCUCCGCAGUACCCCCCUCCCCCGCCGCCGCCGCCGCCGUCACACUCACUCCCCCCGCAACAUCAUCAACAGCAUCAGGAGCAACAGUAUCAGCAUCAGCACCACCAACAGCAGUCACAUGGGGUUCAGCAGGAGCAGCAGCAGGGAGGCGCGACCUCACCAUCGUCCCCAGGAGGCGAUCCUUCUCAGCAGACGGUUCAGAUGGAGUACAUCAACGGUAAGCCCAUCUACCGGCUCAACAAUGGUAAGACGGUGGCGUAUACGUAUGAAGCGUUUUUUGUCAGUGACGGCCGCAGCAAGAAGACGACUUCGCCCGACCAGCGCUCCAAGUACAAAUGUUCCGAGUGCGGCAAGACGUACGCCACGUCGUCCAACCUGUCACGCCACAAGCAGACGCAUCGCAGCAUCGACUCGCAGGGCGCUAAGAAGUGCGCCACCUGCGGUAAGGCCUACGUCAGUAUGCCGGCGCUGGCCAUGCACGUGCUGACGCACCAGCUGUCGCACAAGUGCCACGUCUGCGGCAAGACGUUCUCGCGGCCGUGGCUGCUGCAGGGCCACCUUCGCUCGCACACGGGAGAGAAGCCGUACGGCUGCGCGCACUGCGGCAAGUCGUUCGCCGACCGCUCCAACCUGAGGGCGCACAUGCAGACCCACUCGUCCGUGAAGUCGUUCAACUGCAACCGCUGCGACAAGUCGUUUGCGCUGAAGUCGUACCUCAACAAACACUACGAGUCGUCCUGCUUCAAGGAGGACGCUUCGGUGGGCUCGCAGCCCCUGACGCCUCCCGACUCACCCAUCGACGUGGUAAACCCUUAGUCCACCGGUUAGAUGCAACCACAAGCCAUUCAGCACUACCGCCUUAUCAUGUGAUUCAAACUAUUCCAUAAGUCUCGCAACUUUAUUUACAUGCUUAGGUUGUUGUUUGAUGUUGCUGGGGGACAGAUCAGGAGUGUACAAAUUGAUGUAUUGAUAAGUGUACAUACACCGUAGUGAGGCCUAGGCAUGGAUGAUGAAUCUAGUCAGAGAAGUUUUGUCUAACUAGUCAGAUCAGGUAUAGGUAAUGUUAUUGAAUGUCCUCUUUGGAAGACAAGUGAAGGUUCCAUAAACAACGAAGUGUAUAAAGUGUGAUAGGUUGUAAUAAGCAAUAGAGAAGCAAUACUCAAAUGCCUCUACUGCUAAACCCCAGCCUAGAAAUACUCAAGUAGGAUAGGAGAGGGAUGGUGAUGCUGACUGGCAUUAUGUCCUCUCAGUUCUAUUACUCUUGUCAAUUUUCCUUUUUUGAUCUACUAUGCACUUCCUCGUUCCUCUAGUGGCACUUAUGAUAGCUACUUUAGAAGAUCUUCUUGCAUUCUUUUACACAACAGUAAUACUAGUGAUAUGCACAUAGAUUACACAUUACCAUUCCCAGUAAUAUUCUACGAACAAUAUGACAUAUAAACUAGCAGUUCCGUAACUAUAUCUUCAUGUGAAACCCAUAUACAUCUUAGGUUACAUGCAUUCAUUCUGCAAGUCAUGGGUAAAAUUUAAAGCUUUCUAUUCAACCGGUUGUAUUAUUUAUUGUAGCCAUUUCUUCGUGUUUUUAUAUUAAUUUGACAUUAUCAUUCUGACACAUCCUACAAACAGAUGUGUGCAUUGUGCAAGUAAUGUGUGCUUUUUGUUUACUUAUGCAUUAUACAUAAUUGUCAAAUGUCAUUCGACGUCACUUGCUCAUGAUCUCUGAUGGCUGUUAUUUGUGUUGAUUUAUACGGGUACAAUUAUUUAUCUUGAAUAUGAGUUCCAGAGCAAAUAUCGGCUUUCACAGGCCGCGAGAGCCACCACCAUGCUAGCAGAAGCCCGCCCUAGCUACCCCAGUCCCGAGUCCGGUCCUCACGGCAGUCUCCUCACCACCCCCAGCCGCACGUAGACAGGCGCCAGCGGCGGGCCCGCUAUCGGCGCUCCCCAGAUCGUUCUAGGAUACCGUCCUGUCUGUCCUUAGGUGGCCAGCCAGUAGCCAGCUCUCUAGAUUAGCCGUGUUCGUUCGUGGUGACGAUGGGUGCGCGUUGCGCCAAAUAACGAGUAUUCACAAGCAAUAAAAUGUAGCGUGGACCGUUUGCAAAUGCCACGUUUGCAUGUUCUCGCCAGCUAUGCCACCUCAGACGUGUCGGUAGGGAAAAAUUCGUGUUCAACAGCCGGAUUUGCUUUCGUGUCGUGCUGGGAUGUUAUAAACCAUUCUUAAGUCGCCCGCUGGCCGCCGCACGACGGUGGCCAGACCCCCAAUGCUCCCUAAUGCAGAAAUGUGUUUCGUUCGUGUGACUCAGCAGUAUAGUUUCAUGGCAUAGCUGAGUUUUCCAAAAAUCCUAAUUUGAAUCUUUUUGAAGCUCCAACGAAUCUGAUUCAUGAGUCCAAUUUACUCGUUAUAUGCAGACGGCUCAUGUCUGAGGUGGUUUUUACUGGCUAGCGGCUCAUGCAGGAACGAAUAAGGCUACUAUGCAAGGUCUGAAUAGAAGCAAUAGAACAUAGCAAUAUAUUUAAUAUCGUAUCUUGAUCGUGGUUUGCAGUGUGUUGAAUGUGAGCGAUGAAGUAUUGGUGUGUAUGUUAGUGCUGUAUUUGAAUCAUCGUGUUGAGCGUUGUGUUGUUCGUCAGCCCGCCUAGCAAAGCCCGCUGCCCCACGCGAAUAGCAAUUGUAGCAAUAACACAGUGAUCUUGUCUCCUGGAAAUGUUCGGCUAUAGUCGAGGCGACUUAGAGCCUACGACUGCUCAAUAGUUUGCUGACUUGUAUGUGAGAGCGAGUGACGAGUGCGCUUCUUCAAAUGUUAAUGAAUGCAAAUAAUUAGGCUAGUUCAUUCUUGGAAACAUUCCAUUGGUCGAUUUUCUAUUUAUUUUCCUAAUAAACAAAAAAUGAAAAA